This is a messenger RNA of Lolium rigidum, 1410 nucleotides long. RefSeq names its product chromatin assembly factor 1 subunit FAS2 homolog. NCBI's taxonomy places the organism in Eukaryota, Viridiplantae, Streptophyta, Magnoliopsida, Poales, Poaceae. Gene Ontology annotation, cellular component: CAF-1 complex; nucleus. The record is from RefSeq and is a predicted model, not a curated record. The annotation marks the transcript as partial. The transcript has 13 exons. Gene Ontology annotation, biological process: nucleosome assembly; DNA replication-dependent chromatin assembly. Gene Ontology annotation, molecular function: protein binding.
GAGAAGAAGGCGGCGGAGACGAUGCGGGGCGGCACGGUGCAGAUCAACUGGCACGACCUGCAGCCCGUGCUCACGCUCGACUUCCACCCCGCCUCCCGCCGCCUCGCCACCGGCGGCGGAGACCACGACAUCAAGAUCUGGGCGAUAGCGUCGGACGACUCGGACAAGAAGCUCCCCACCGCUUCCUACCUCACCAGCCUCUCGUCCCACAGCUCCGCCGUCAACGUUCUCCGCUUCUCCCCUUCCGGUGAAAAUCUGGCGUCCGGUUCCGAUGGUGGUGGUAUUAUCCUUUGGAAAUUGCAUAUCAAUGAUGACGGCAGCGAGGCCUGGAAAGUACACAAAUCGUUAUUGUUCCAUUGCAAGGACGUUCUUGACCUGCAGUGGUCAAGUGAUGGUUCAUUCCUUGUUUCUGCUUCAGUUGACAACACUUGCAUAAUAUGGGAUGCUAACAAAGGUGCGAUGCAACAGAAGUUGGAGGGCCAUUUACAUUAUGUUCAGGGGGUGGCAUGGGAUCCUCUCGGUCAAUAUAUUGCUUCUUUGAGCUCUGACAGAACCUGUAAAAUAUAUGCAAAUAAGCCUCAAGGCAAAUCAAAGAAUAUGGAGAAGAUGAACUUUGUUUGCCAGCAUACACUAGUGAAGGCAGAACUUCAAAGUCAUGACGAUUCCAAGCCAACAGUUAAAACUCAUUUGUUCCAUGAUGAGACAUUACCAUCUUUCUUCCGGAGGUUGGCAUGGUCGCCGGAUGGAUCUUUUCUGGUACUGCCAGCAGGCCAAUGCAAAUACUCAUCUGAAGUGGUUAAUACUGCCUAUAUAAUGUCAAGGAGAGACCUGUCAAGGCCUGCAAUUCAACUCCCUGGUGCAAGUAAGGCUAUAGUAGCAGUUCGUUUUUGCCCUGUUCUUUUCAGCCUGCGCGGUUCUCAAUCAGAAGGUUUAUUCAAGCUUCCGUACAGAGCUAUUUUCGCUGUUGCUACUUUCAACUCACUGUAUGUCUAUGACACUGAAAGUGCUGCUCCAAUUCUAAUACAUGCUGGUCUACAUUAUGCCGCCAUUACAGAUAUUGCAUGGUCAUCUGAUGCAAAGUACCUGGCAUUGUCAUCGCGAGAUGGUUACUGCACUAUUAUUGAGUUUGAGAAUGAGGAACUGGGGCAGCCACACAUCAUCCCUGGGAAGAAAGAAGUUACAGAAGCAAAUGUCACAUGCAGAAAUCGGAAACCAUUAACAGUAGAUAGCAUGGAAGUUGAUUUUGGUACCAGUGAAGUUAAGAUGUCAGCCUGUCCCGCGGAUACAAUGACAACUCCACCAAUGUUGGCCAAAAACAGUACUUUAGAACCACUGAAGGCAGACAGUAUGGAAGUUGAUGUUGGUGCCGGCAAAGCUAAGAUGGAGGCCAAUCCUGUGACUGUAGAAGUG